AUGUCUGGAAUAGAAACUGAUGAUAUUGAUGUUGAGGAUAAUAAUGAAACAAAUGAAACAGGAAUUAAUAAUGAUGAUAAUUUAGAUGAUAAUGAUCUUGGUUCUAAUGGCAAUUCUAGUGAUUCUAAUGAAGAUAAACUUUCCAAAGAAAAUCUUUUGACUGGGUUGAAUUUACUUUACUUGAAGACAAUACAUAAUUUUUCAAAUCAAGCUUUCAAUGACAUCUCUUCUAAAAUCAUUAAGAAAAAAAUUAGUCUGUUCAAGGCUAAAAAAGAAUUGGAUAAAUUGGUGCCUAUCAAGCCUAAAUAUUAUGAUAUGUGUAUUAAUAGUUGUUGUCUCUUUUAUGGAAAAUACAAUUCAGAUCAUGCAUGUCCUAUUUGUGAUGAACCUAGAUAUAUAAAUAAAAAAGGAAGAAAACACAUGCCCUACUUAUCAUUAAUUGAGAGGUUGAAAAUUCAAUUCAAUAAUAAGGAAAGAGUAAAAGAUUUGCUGUAUCGUUGGGAAUAUACCUCAACAAACAGUGAUAAUGAUGAUGAAAUCUUUGGUGAUGUUUUUGAUGGAAAUAUGUACAAAGAACUAUGUGAAGAAGGAUUUUUUGAAGAUAGAAGGGAGUUGGCAUUGACAGUUUCUUGUGAUGGUUAUCAAAUCUUCCAACAAAAAACAGAUGAUAAUUGGGUCUUUUUAGUAAUAAAUAACAAUCUUGCACCAGAAGUAAGGGUGAAAAAAGAAAAUUUAAUAAUAAGUUUUAUUAUACCAGGUCCCAAUCAACCAAAAGAUUUCAAUUCAUUUCUACAACCAUUUAUUGAAGAAAUGAAAAUUCUACAAGAUGGAAUAGAAUGCUAUGAUGCUUUGAAUGAUGAGUUGUUUCAAUUAAAAGCUCACAUCUUGGCUUGGACAGGAGAUAUACCUGCUGUAACAAAAGUUAUGUGUUUCACAGGACAUAAUUCUUAUCAGGGGUGUAGAUUUUGCAAGAUUGAAGGAAAAUUGCUGACAAGUAAUCGACAUAUAUAUUAUCCUUUACAAAACCAUUCUACAUCAAAUCUUCCUCUUCGGGGCCAUGAAGAAAUUUUAAAAAAUAUUGAUGAAAUUAAUGGGGUUAAAGAAAAGAGCAUUUUAUUUGAAUUGAAAUCUAUAAGGUUUCCAAGAUCUUUUCCACUUGACAUUAUGCAUUUAUUUUUUGAAAAUAUGGCUCCAAAUAUGUACAAAUUUUGGUCUGGAAAUUUUUAUAAGAAUGUUGAUUUAGAUGAAAAUUAUUUAAUUGGCAAAAAAGAUUGGAAAGAAAUUGGUACUAUUCUACAUAAUAACAAGUAUAAUAUGCCCAGUAAUGGAAGAAUACCAAGAGAUAUAUAUAAACAUUCAGCUGGUUAUAAAGCUGAAGAGUGGUCUAAAUGGAUAUUGCAUUUUUCAUUGCCAUUAAUUAAAGGUAGAAUUGAUGAAAGAUUUUUGCAAGGAUGGAAUUAUUUUGUAAAGGCAGCAAAGUUAUGUAUAGAACCACAACUUGAAGGAGAUGAGCCAAACUUGAUUAAGGAGAAUUUGGAAAAUUUUUAUUUAAAUGGUAACCAAGAAAGAUUGAGAAUACAUUUGUUAACAUUUCAUUACUUACUACAUAUAAGCAAGUGUAUAGAUGAUUUUGGACCAUGUUGUGGCUAUUGGCAAUAUCCAAUUGAAAGGCUUUGUGGGAUGUUGUUACCAUUAACAAAAUCCAAAAAGGACCCAUACAAAAAUUUAUUUAAUAAUAUUACUUUAUUGGAACAAUUCAAUUUAAUUAAAUUUUUCCCUCAAUAUAGUACAAUUUUUGAAGAAUCUGUAGAGGAAAAUAGGGGUUGGCCUUCCCAUAGAGUGUAUGUUAAUAACAAUUAUGAAGGUUAUGAAUUCUAUUCACCAAGUGUGAAGCAUUCAUUAAAUAAUAGUGAAGCGAAUAAGUUAAAGGAAUGCUAUGGUGCCAUUUAUAAUUUAAAUAAUCAAUAUAUAAAGAAUAUUUCUCCUGAUUGUCAUAAGUAUGCAAAAAUGAUGAACAAAUAUGGCCAUAUCAUAAAAUCUAUAUAUAAUGAAGAUAAGAAGGAAAAAAGAAAAAAUAAUUAUCUGGUUGCAAAGAAAAAAUGCACCUCAAGAUUUAAAAGAAAUGAAUAUGGUCUAAAAUAUUUUGAAGAUUAUGGCUCGACUAAAUUUAUAGAAAUAAUUGGAAUUGACCAUUGUGUAGGAUUUUUAUCUUUUAGACCACCAAAUAGAAAAACUGAAAUUAAUUGUAUAAUUGAUGAUGAUGAUAUAGACUUUUAA
Molecule: messenger RNA, 2277 nt
Organism: Entrophospora candida
Lineage: Eukaryota; Fungi; Glomeromycota; Glomeromycetes; Entrophosporales; Entrophosporaceae
Source: the annotation of a GenBank genome assembly